Hyposmocoma kahamanoa is the source of this 1824-nucleotide messenger RNA. It is a transcript of the gene mAChR-C, whose product is annotated as octopamine receptor 1. Gene Ontology annotation, molecular function: G protein-coupled receptor activity. The transcript is spliced from 5 exons. Bases 359 to 1582 code for a protein of 407 amino acids. Gene Ontology annotation, cellular component: membrane. The record is from RefSeq and is a predicted model, not a curated record. Gene Ontology annotation, biological process: G protein-coupled receptor signaling pathway. Lineage: Eukaryota; Metazoa; Arthropoda; Insecta; Lepidoptera; Cosmopterigidae.
GACCGGCCGCCACACUGAGCGCACGUCCUUAGCACCCCACUCAUAAAAAUCGCAUAACGAAGUUCGGAAACUUGUGAAAUUAAAAUUCUAGUGCGGUUGGAUUGUUCAGUGUAUUUUUAUGAUGUAGCGUGGUAUUGACAGUUGUGUGGGCAUCGGAGCCAAUGGCAUCGUCGAGGUACAAAAACUUCGGCUGUCGGGAUAAAUAAAAAUGUACAGAUCGUGCAAAACAACAUUCAAUACGAACUGGAAAACGUGAGUGAUUAGUGGGCAUAAAAGUUGAACAAUGUGCGUGUGAGGUUCGAACACGACGUCGAAUCUUUCCGAGUGGGGGGCGCUGGCGACCGCGGCCAGCGAUGGUAUGGACUUUGUACUGGGGAAUGGGAGCGACGAGGGCUGGAACCAGACCCAACAGACCCAAGAGGGGGAGGAUCCGGACCUCUACAACUAUUGGGCGUGGAGCAUCGUAGACGGAGCUCUGAUGGUGCUCAUUAUAAGCGGGAAUACCCUGACCAUUCUCGCAGUUACCCUUAGUCGACGGUUAUCAUGCCUCGUCUCCAAUCAGUUCGUACUGAACCUGGCAAUUUCGGACCUAAUGGUGGGGCUCACGCUGCCAUAUCACCUCGUCUUCUAUCUGGACGCUGAAUUUGGCAAGAUCAAAUGGUCCUGUUUGAUGAGGUUCAUUCUCAUAAUACUGGCAUGCUUGGCGUCCAUUUACAACAUCAUCGCCAUAGCUGUAGACAGGUACAUCGCAAUAGUACACCCAUUGCACUACAGCCGAUACAUGACGAAACUGGUGACACGCGUGCUGAUGAGUGGCACGUGGACGGUGGCCGUUUGCAUCAGCUGCAUACCCAUGUUCUGGAACGACUGGCAUGAAGGUGUAUCUUGCGAAAUGAACAUGGUAGUACCAAAAACGUAUACGACGAGUAUCCUGGCACCGAUGUUCUCCCUCAUCUGGGUGGUUAUGUUCGUCCUGUAUUGGCGCAUCUGGCGUGAGGCCACCUAUCACGCGCGCAGGAUGCGAGCCAACACCUGCCGCCCCGCUGGAGGCAACGAUUGGAAAAGCAUACAGGUGGUGUUGCUAGUGCUGGGAUCAUUUUCGAUUUGCUGGAUGCCUUUCGUCGUGGUGGCGUGUGUGCAGACCCUCAGCGACACUUCGUUGAACAACCCUAUUGUGUACCGGCUUACAUCGUCUCUGGCCAUGUCAAAUUCCGGAAUAAAUCCGCUGAUAUACGCGUGGAAGAACGCAGGGUUCAGAGCGGCAUUCGCCAAGCUACUGCGUUGCAAACGUCCCGAUACUUCCGAGUAUAGAGGGUCACCCACUCCAGAAAGGAAAAGAGGUUCUGUCGCCCUUCGUGAAGGUUCCAUUUCGCGGGCCAGCGCCCCGAACGCCUUAACCUCGCUUGGUGGACGGCCCGCCAGGCUUGUAUAUGUGGAAAGAGAGAAUGACACGUCUCGUUGCCGGAUUAUAGAGAAUGCAGGGUAUAUUGACGGGGAAGAAGGUGAUAUAAACCCUUCGUACGCGCCGGAUGGACCCACUCCAGUGCACCGGCCAGCGGACCGACCCCCCGAUGUAGUGUAGUGUGAAAUGGACAUUCAAAGACGUUUUGUGGGAAACGUGAAACGCUUCUAGCAUUUAAAGUUGUUAGUGUAGGUACCCCCUUUGCAUUUAGGUACCUUCUACGCUCAAGUUUUUAAAAGCUUUAUUGUUGAAUUUUUAUUGAGAGAUUCUAAUGAUUUUCCUGCCAUAAUGAAAAUUUUAAUGUAAAAGAGAGGUUUCUGUCUACUAAAUUGAAAUGUUUAAAUGAUAUAAUUAUAACUAAA